UUAUUCAUGUCCCUGGGUCAUGAUUGGUUAUACUGGAUAUCCAGAGUCCUGGGGCUUGUUCAGUUCUCUUUGAAAGAAAAACCAACAUGGAGACAGCUGGAAAAGUUAUCAAAUGCAAGGCGGCUGUUGCUUGGGAAGCUAAGAAACCCCUGUCUAUUGAAGAGGUGGAGGUGGCACCACCGAAGGCUCAUGAAGUUCGCAUUAAGAUCCUUGCUACUGGAGUGUGUCACACGGAUGCCUACACUCUGAGUGGAGCUGAUCCUGAGGGUCUCUUCCCUGUGAUUCUGGGACAUGAAGGAGCUGGGAUUGUGGAGAGUGUUGGUGAGGGAGUAACCAAAUUUAAACCAGGGGACAAAGUGAUCCCUCUGUACAUUCCACAAUGUGGAGAGUGCAAGUUCUGCAAGAAUCCCAAGACCAACCUGUGUCAAAAGAUCAGGAUUACCCAGGGUCAAGGUUUAAUGCCUGAUAAGACAUCCAGGUUUACCUGCAAGGGGAAGCCCAUCUACCACUUCAUGGGGACCAGCACUUUCUCCGAGUACACUGUCGUGGCUGAUAUCUCUGUGGCCAAGGUGGAUGACUCGGCCCCUCUUGAUAAAGUCUGCCUGCUUGGCUGUGGUAUUUCCACUGGGUACGGCGCUGCACUCAACACCGCCAAGGUUGAACCCGGCUCUACCUGCGCUGUGUUUGGUCUGGGAGCAGUGGGUUUGGCUGCCAUAAUGGGAUGUAAGGCAGCAGGAGCCUCUCGGAUAAUUGCUGUUGAUAUCAAUAAAGACAAGUUUGAGAAGGCAAAGGAGUUUGGAGCCACAGAGGGUCUCAACCCCCAGGAUCACAGCAAACCUGUCCAGGAGGUGCUGGUCGAGAUGACGGACGGAGGGGUGGAUUAUUCCUUUGAGUGCAUCGGCAACGUCGGGGUUAUGAGGUCUGCCCUGGAAGCGUGUCACAAAGGCUGGGGAACUAGUGUUAUCAUUGGUGUGGCAGCAUCAGGACAAGAGAUCUCAACCCGUCCUUUCCAGCUGGUCACAGGACGCACAUGGAAGGGUACUGCGUUUGGAGGGUUUAAGAGUGUGGAGAGUGUACCAAAGCUGGUGGCUGAUUACAUGGCAAAGAAAAUCAAGGUUGAUGAGUUCAUCACCCACACUCUGCCCUUCGACAAAGUGAAUGAGGGGUUUGACCUGAUGCAUGCUGGAAAAAGCAUCCGAUCGGUCUUGACGUUUUGAAUUCCUCCCAUUGGCAAGCGGUCAUGAGUGCAGUUGCCUUCUCCUGCCAAAUCAACCAUGUUCCAGCUUGUUUAAAUGUUUUGCAAAACUGAAAUGUCCUAAUUCUAACUGCAAAUCCUGUUUCUUACACUGUGAUUGGUCUUUAACUGAGAUCAGCAGUUUUCUUGGAUUAUGGGAGACGUUAAUAGAAAAAGCUUACUGUUCUGCUGCAACCUGUCUUAGUAAAUUGUAUUAAAUCAA
Molecule: messenger RNA, 1457 nt
Organism: Acipenser ruthenus (sterlet)
Lineage: Eukaryota; Metazoa; Chordata; Actinopteri; Acipenseriformes; Acipenseridae
Product: alcohol dehydrogenase class-3
Exons: 9
Coding region: 87-1217 (376 amino acids)
Biological process (GO): formaldehyde catabolic process
Cellular component (GO): cytosol
Molecular function (GO): zinc ion binding; S-(hydroxymethyl)glutathione dehydrogenase [NAD(P)+] activity
Source: RefSeq, a predicted model, not a curated record